Molecule: messenger RNA, 1978 nt
Organism: Onychostoma macrolepis
Lineage: Eukaryota; Metazoa; Chordata; Actinopteri; Cypriniformes; Cyprinidae
Gene: paox1
Product: polyamine oxidase (exo-N4-amino) 1
Exons: 8
Coding region: 142-1653 (503 amino acids)
Molecular function (GO): polyamine oxidase activity
Source: RefSeq, a predicted model, not a curated record
CAGUAGGAUGUGUUUCUUCCCGUUUGGCCACACAUCGUCCCAUCUGAAUCAACAGUCAUAGCGGUAAAACAGGAAGUAGAACUAAGCGAUACAACUACAUGCUAAAAGGUGGAUGGUCAGCAUUUAGCGCCGUUACAAAACAUGGCACACAGGAAUCCAUCUAUCGUGGUGGUUGGUGCUGGAGUGGCAGGACUCGCUGCAGCCAAGAAACUGAAAGAAUAUGGAUUUAAUGACGUCACGGUGCUGGAAGCGUCCGAGAAGCUCGGAGGAAGAGUAGCUUCUGCAACUCAAGGUCAUGUAUGUGUUGAUACCGGAGCACAGUACAUCCAUGGGACGUCAGAAAAAAACCCAGUCUACUGUCUACUAAAAAAGUCUGGCCUUCUAAACCAGAUCCCUGAGAUGGGUGAAGAAGCAUUUUACAGUAACAAGGGACACAAAGUAGAUGCAAACUUCGCCAGACGUGCAUAUGAAGCUGGAGAGGGCAUCAUUCGAUACCGUGGCUCCAACACGGGAAAGAGUUUGGGUGAACACUAUGCUGAAAAAACCCAGGAUGUGAUUGACCACUUGCAAGACAAUGACAAUCACUUGAAAACGAGGAUGCAGGGUAUUUUGGCUUUGGUCGGAAAAGACAUGCUGAUUGACGUUGGAGCUUCAGACCUCCACAGGAUCUCUCUUGACUCCUGGCAGUAUUAUAUCAACAUGGGUGACAGUCUCAAUGUUGCAGGUUUAAUGUUUCAGCUUGUGGAUAUGCUGCUGGAGGACUUCCCUAAAGAUCGUUUGCUCCUAAAACGAGAAGUUAGUAAGAUCAAAUGGGAUGGAUCCUUUUCUGUUGCCCCUCCUCAUAAUGAACCUCUCCCUGCUCCCACUGAAUCUGCUUCUGAAGAAAAAAUCCACCAGUACCCAGUUUGCAUUGUGUGUGAGAAUGGGGACGAGAUUUUAGCCGAUCAUGUAAUUGUGACCAUUUCAUUAGGGUGUCUAAAAGCACAAGCAUCUAGCCUAUUCAUCCCCAGUCUCCCAACUGAGAAAAUCGAGGUCAUCGAUAAGCUGUGCUUUGGCAACAUUGCCAAGAUCUUUCUGGAGUACGAAGAGGCAUUCUGGGAAAAUGAUGUUGGUUCGAUCAGCCUCAUUUAUGAGGAUGACACCCCUGCCUCUGUAUCCACCAAUAAAAUGCAGUGGCUCAAGAACGUGCAGUCCUUUUCUGUCCUGAGACCCAAAGAAAGGUUUGGCAAUAUCUUAAUUGGUUGGUGUCCAGGAGACAUAGCUGACCUGGUUGAAACCAUGACAGACGAUGAGCUCUCAACUGCGAUGACUGAGCAUCUCAAAAUGUUCUUUGGACGUUCAGACAUUCCUCGGCCGAAAUCCAUACUCUGCACUAAGUGGCGCAGCAACAACUUCAUAAAAGGAAGCUACGCUUUCCUCCCUGUUGGUGUUGAUGGCCAAGUUAUGGACACAUUGGCCCAACCACUAGUGGGCAGCUGGCAUCCUGACCAAGAUCUUCAGGUCCUGUUUGCAGGUGAGGCAACGAUGAAGACUCUUUAUGGCACAGUGCAAGGAGCUCUUCUCUCAGGACACAGGGAGGCAGACAGACUGGUAGCACAUUAUAAGAAGACCGUGGCUCCCACUUCCACUACCUCAUUGGACAAACAAGUUUAGAGAGUUAAAAUCUGUUCAUAAUCUUUUUUCUGUGGCUGAUGGUGUCCAAAAACAGGCCCGAGAAAAAAAAUGUUUUCGACUGAGGAUGUGAUCACAACAAGCCUGCCCCCAUGAGGCUGCUCUAUGUAAAAUAAUAUACUUUUUUUUUUUUUUUUUUUACGUACAAAAACGUUUUAAUUAAUAAUAAAAAAAAAAAACUGAUUUAAAAUUUUUACUGUGGUGUAUUGUACCUUUUUAUGUCGUAUUCUAUGUAUUUUAUAUAUUUUUAUGACGAGAAGAAAUUAUGUUCAGAAUUUCAUAUUAUAUUUUUAAAUAAAAUAUUGCA